Lactuca virosa is the source of this 1098-nucleotide messenger RNA. The record is from the annotation of a GenBank genome assembly. Lineage: Eukaryota; Viridiplantae; Streptophyta; Magnoliopsida; Asterales; Asteraceae.
AUGGGAGCUGCUGGACAGAAAGACGAAGCUGGAAUCAGGGGAAUUGAAGCAGUUGACGGAACCAGGUGCCGAAAUCUUUGCAGGUCGCCGGAAUCAACACCAAGCCCAAAGCAGGAAGUCAAAAUCAACACAUGGAACUCGAAUUCUCCUCCCGAAGACAUCACGUCGCAGGUCGCAGGCGGUGGUCGUUGUAGAGGUCGGCAGGCGAACAUCGUUGUGGUGGUGGUCGGCCUCAAUUCAUUCACCCAUCAUAGAGCACUUCAGUUUCAAAGUUGCAUCGAUCGAUCCAUGUCGUUUCAGAAUGAAUCCGGGGACAUUUCUCCACAGAGAAAGCUGGGGAAGGGAAAGAUCGAGAUCAAACGGAUCGAGAAUACCACAAAUCGACAAGUGACAUUUUGUAAGCGUCGUAACGGUUUGCUCAAGAAGGCCUAUGAAUUGUCUGUUCUCUGUGAUGCUGAGGUUGCUCUUAUUGUCUUCUCAAGCCGUGGCCGCCUUUAUGAGUAUGCUAACAACAGUGUUAGAGGGACAAUCGAUAGGUACAAGAAAGCAUGCCUAGAUCCACCUAGCAGUGGCUCGGUUGCUGAAGCCAAUGCUCAGUUUUACCAGCAAGAAGCUGCCAAACUGCGCCAGCAAAUUGCAAAUCUUCAAAACCAGAACAGGCAAUUCUACAGGAACAUCAUGGGGGAAUCUUUGGCAGACAUGCCGGUGAAGGACCUCAAGAAUCUUGAAACUAAGUUAGAGAAAGCGAUUAGCAGGAUUCGAUCCAAAAAGAAUGAACUGUUGUUUGCUGAAAUCGAGUAUAUGCAAAAAAGAGAACUUGAAUUGCAUAACAGCAAUCAGUUUCUUCGCGCAAAGAUAGCUGAAAAUGAAAGAGCUCAGCAGCACCACAUGAGCUUGAUGCCUGGAAGUUCAGAUUAUGAGCUAGUAACACCUCACCAACUCUUUGACAGUCGAAGCUACGUUCACACAAACGAGUUGCAACCCGAUAAUGAUUACUCCUGCCAAGACCAAACCCCUCUUCGCUUCCCUAAAUACGUGGAGGACCUCAAGAAGGGAAAAUUCAAGGUGGUUGGCACCUCAGGGAUUAAGACAAAGUAG